AUGCCUCGAACAAGGAACUUGGAACGACUUUCGAAAGCCACCAAGGAUCUGCUAGAGAGGAGGAGAGCAUUGAGGCUGGAUCCGACUGCAUCACAUCUCGAGACUGGUAGCCAAUACCGUUGCAGAACAGCUUUGCAAGAAGAUCUCCGAAAGUACAGGCAGUCGAAACUUUUGGAAGCAACGCAAGGAAGGAGAAGUCUAAAGAAGUACCGCAGGGACCUUCUCGACUACCGCGUUCCGCUGACAGCACUACUAAACGAAGACGGGACUCGCACUCUUCCCGACAAGAGAUGGAUUCGAUCACGAUGA
Strongylus vulgaris is the source of this 309-nucleotide messenger RNA. Lineage: Eukaryota; Metazoa; Nematoda; Chromadorea; Rhabditida; Strongylidae. The record is from the annotation of a GenBank genome assembly.